Trichosurus vulpecula (common brushtail) is the source of this 2082-nucleotide messenger RNA. It is a transcript of the gene SPHK1, whose product is annotated as sphingosine kinase 1. Bases 641 to 1825 code for a protein of 394 amino acids. Gene Ontology annotation, biological process: sphingosine biosynthetic process; cellular response to growth factor stimulus; negative regulation of apoptotic process. The transcript is spliced from 5 exons. Gene Ontology annotation, cellular component: cytoplasm; membrane; intracellular membrane-bounded organelle. NCBI's taxonomy places the organism in Eukaryota, Metazoa, Chordata, Mammalia, Diprotodontia, Phalangeridae. The record is from RefSeq and is a predicted model, not a curated record.
GGAGCGGAGAGUACCGAACCCUGAGCUGAGCGGCGCCUUGCGCCUGGUGCUUGGAGAGCCUCCAGAUCCAAGCCGACGCAGCCCGGACUCCACCCCCGGCCCUCCUCCCUCCUCCCCUCCCAGUAGAGUGUCCCGCUCCGGCUUCCCGCUUCCCUACCCCAGAAGUCACGUUAGGAGGCUGGAGCCGGACUGUUGAGCGCCAGCCUGAAGUUGUGCAGCGGGAACACUUCACGCUUUCCCAGCCCCUCUGCCUUGGGCCCUGGGUCCAGGCUGACGCAGCGGCCGGGCUAGCGGCACAUGCACGCCUCAAGCUCGGGCUUCGCUUGCCUUUGCUGCUGCCCCCAGGCUGGGCAGCUCGCCCGCCACGCCGCGUCUCCGGCCGCAUUAGCUGUCACUCCUCCCGCUGCUGGAACACUGCCCGCCCAGCCGGUGACUUCCCUCGGCUUUGCUACCCGAAGCGGCAGUGUGGGGGGAGCACGCGAUCGGUACGGACACAGGGGAGAGCGUCCCUGACUCUGCCGCGUGGGGGUGUCCCAAGCCUCGGACGAGAAAGGCGUGGGGGUGCCCUGAGCUUCAGGAGAGAACCUGAGCGGGCCCCAGCUGUUUGCCGGGAAGAUUCGGGAGGUCUCCGACUUGGAGGAUGCCCUCGAGUCAGGAUGGGCACCCAAGGAGACUUCUGCCGAGGCCCUGCAGGGUGCUGGUGCUGCUGAACCCCCAGGGAGGAACCGGCAAGGCCCUGUACCUCUUCCAGAACAAAGUGCAGCCCAUGUUGAAGGAAGCUGGCAUCUCCUUCAAGCUGCGUCUGACUGAGCGGCGGAACCACGCGAGGGAGCUGGUGCGGGAUGAGGACCUUUCCUCCUGGGAUGCCCUGGUGGUGAUGUCUGGAGAUGGGCUGAUGCAUGAAGUGGUGAACGGCCUGAUGGAACGACCUGAUUGGGAAACUGCGAUUCAGAAGCCUCUCUGUAGCCUUCCAGCAGGCUCGGGCAAUGCUUUGGCUGCAUCUGUAAACCAUUAUGCCGGCAAUGAACAGGUGACCAAUGAAGACCUAUUGACCAACUGUACGCUGCUGCUGUGCCGUGGGGGGCUUUCUCCCAUGAAUCUGCUUUCCCUGCACACAGCCUCGGGCAGCCGCCUCUUCUCUGUGCUCAGCCUGGGCUGGGGCUUUGUUGCAGAUGUGGAUGUGGAGAGUGAAAAGUACAGGUGCCUAGGAAAGAUUCGGUUUACCCUGGGCACAUUCCUCCGCCUGGCUGCCCUGCGCACCUAUCAUGGCACAUUAUCUUAUCUCCCAGUUGGAGCACCUUCUUCUAAAAUCUCAGCUGGACCUCCCCUGGGCUGUGACCAACCAGGCCCUGUGGAUUCACUUCUAGUGCCUCUGGAGCAGCCAGUGCCAGAAAACUGGACGGUGGUGCCUGAACAUGAAUUUGUGUUGGUGCUAGCUCUCCUGCAUUCCCACUUGGGUAGUGAGAUGUAUGCUGCACCAAUGGCUAGAGGAACUGGGGGGGUUGUACAUCUGUUCUACCUUCGAGCUGGUGUGCCCCGGGCUACACUGCUUCGUCUCUUCUUGGCCAUGGAAAAGGGUACACACAUGGACCUGGACUGCCCUAAUCUGGUGUAUGUGCCUGUGGUGGCCUUCCGUCUAGAACCUCACGAUAGCAGGGGUAUGAUUACAGUGGACGGGGAGCAGCUGGCCAGUGAAGCCGUCCAAGGCCAGGUGCAUCCUGGAGGCUUUCAGUUGGUCAGUGGCUGUCAAGAACUAAAGCCUGGUCCUGAGCCAAGUCCUCUACCCUGUUCAGAAGACUCUGCUUCAUCAGAAUUCGCUUCUUAAAUAGGGCUUGUGGACUCCACUGGACUUGCAAUGUUGGGUCUUAGUUUGCUUUGCAAAUGGGGAGUGCCUUACACAACACCUUAAGUGAAAAGGAGUUCCUCCACAGGUUAGCUAGUUCCAGGACUCCCAAAUUCGGUGAGUCAUCUCUGUUAGAUGUCCAAGAUUUCCCCACAUCAGGACCACCAGAAUUAGGUGAACUCUGUUGGCCAGGGGUAGUAUACCGAAUGAGCAAUCUAAAUAAAGUGACUUUUCCAGGU